Messenger RNA from Pochonia chlamydosporia 170, 1056 nucleotides. RefSeq lists its product as hypothetical. The record is from RefSeq and is a predicted model, not a curated record. The transcript is spliced from 2 exons. The coding region runs from base 1 to 1056 and encodes 351 amino acids. NCBI's taxonomy places the organism in Eukaryota, Fungi, Ascomycota, Sordariomycetes, Hypocreales, Clavicipitaceae.
AUGCGUCUCAACAGCCUCCUGUUUGCCUCGCUGGCAGCAGCUGAAAUCCAUCUCAACUAUGACCGCAGUGUCGAGGGACAGCUCGAUGAGUUUGAGGUCGUAGAGAUGGUGAUUGACCGCAACGGCUGGCCAUCCAAGCUGGGAGAACUGAAGAAUCCUCUGGAGCAACGUGACACCUCUGACGCCGUGUUCGGUCGAGCAGCAUUGUCUGCGAAUGGCGUCCUCGACGUGCUGAACAAGGACAAGAGGCAGUCCUGCGAUGCAGGCUACUGGUACUCCUUUGGCCGCUGCUGUCCCACAUCAACCCGCUGCUGCAGCUACGGCUACUGCCUCCCCUCCGACUCCCGUUGCUGCCCCCAAGGCCCAUGCAAAACCACCCAGCAAUGCUGCGGCAGCGACCGCUGCAUCCCAUCCGGCGCGGAGUGCUGCAACGGCGGACGAUUCUGCGAGGCCGGAAACCACUGCUACAUCCUCCCCAGUAAGGGCAACCUCCCCGUUUGCUGCACCAACUCGCGAUGCACGGCGCACGUCGAGAACGGCGUCACGACCUACGCCUCCAGCAGCACCACCACGCGCACAUACACCACCACCCGCACGCGGUACUACUACUGGACCAUCACCUGGUACUACUACUACUACUACUGGACGUACUCGGCCGUGAUUGAGGCGUCGGUGGUGACGUCCUCGCGCACGUCUACCACGAGCGUCUUGAGCGUGAGUACUACGGCGGCGGCCGCUGCGUCCAGGUACUUCGACUCGGUGUCCAGUACGCUUACAUUCUCGACGCCUGCUGCUGCGACGAGCCUCGCCUCUUUGACGGGGAGUACGAAGACCGUGGGGGAUGGGGGACCUACCGUUACGGAUGGGCCUGGCGGGAGUGAGAACACUGGGAAUGGUGGAAACGGGGGUGAUUCUGCGCCCACGACGAGUGCGUCUGGGACGAGGAGGCCGGAGGGGGGGAGUGGUGCGGCGAGGAUGUGGUCGGGGGGAGAUGUGUUGGGGACGAUGUUUGUUGCGUUGGGUUUGAGUACGGGGUUGUUGGCGGUGGUGUUGUGA